Molecule: messenger RNA, 794 nt
Organism: Homalodisca vitripennis (glassy-winged sharpshooter)
Lineage: Eukaryota; Metazoa; Arthropoda; Insecta; Hemiptera; Cicadellidae
Exons: 4
Coding region: 74-631 (185 amino acids)
Molecular function (GO): DNA binding
Source: RefSeq, a predicted model, not a curated record
UUCGAAUUUAAAAAUUAGGUCAAACUUCUUAAAAAAAUUACAAGUUACUAAAAGAUAUAUGUGAGUUAUAUUAAUGUCUAACAGAAAUUUAAUAUGGUUUGCCUAUUUUGAUCACUGCCGAAUUUCAUCUUUUGUUUUAUCAGCUGGUGCAAGCCUUCAGACUGCAUCAGCCAUGUACAGUAUUCCCAAGACAGUUUUAUGGCGCCGAGUACAAAAGGACAUUGGAUGUUAUGCUCUCAGUCGCCGUGCCAAGCUACGACAGCGUUAUCAUCCUCACGCCAAGGAGGCCGCUGUCCGUGCUCUUGAGAAUGGGGAGAAGAUCAACAAAGUUGCAUCACAGUAUAAGAUACCAAAGACUACAUUGUUCAGGGAGAAGAGCAGACUUGUGGAGGCUGGAAAGCUACCCUUGUCAUGCUUGAACCGACGAGUGCCUAACAAUGAUAGCCAUAAGCAGGUGCGGCUCACACAGGCAGUUGCGGCAUGUAAGGAGGGACGCAUGUCACAGGCAGCAGCCUCAUCAACAUUCAAGGUUUCGAAAACCACAAUAUGGAGAAGGUUACAUCAAAGUGGAGGAACAAAACAGAUGAAAUAUUUAGAGCCAAAGACUGAGCCAGUAGAAAAACGAACUUGACUUUCAGGAGGUUGUCACAGAGAUUCCCAUGACCUACCACGAUGAGAGAGAAUAUCCAGAGGCAUCCCUCAUCAUUCUCAACAAUUGUGGCGGUGAACUAGCGUACCAGGAGGGAGACCAGAUAGUGGUAGAUGGUGUCUUGGUGAGUCAUCUUUGUAUCAGC